Lottia gigantea (owl limpet) is the source of this 711-nucleotide messenger RNA. RefSeq lists its product as hypothetical. The coding region runs from base 1 to 711 and encodes 236 amino acids. The record is from RefSeq and is a predicted model, not a curated record. NCBI's taxonomy places the organism in Eukaryota, Metazoa, Mollusca, Gastropoda, Lottiidae. The transcript is spliced from 2 exons.
AUGACUGAUAUAGAUGUCAAGAAACAAGCACUGGCAGUGACUUUAACAAUAUAUGGUAAAGCCAGGGAAAAGGCAAUAGAAAUAGCUGCUGCAGAUCUGAAUAAAGAUGAUGGAAUGAAAACUCUAAUAGACAAAUUGGAUGAAUUAUUCCAAAAAGACGAAAAAGAUGCUGCCUAUGAGGCUUAUUCCAACUUUGAUAACUUUAAAAAGACAGGCGAACUUUCAAAGAAUGAAGUUUUUAUGACUGAGUGUUUUGGGUGUGCUGUUUUGGAUACAGCUUGUUCCAAGACAGUAUGUGGUAUGAAAUGGGUAGAUAAUUAUAUUGAUUCUUUACCAACAAAAGACAAAGGAAAAGUCAAGAAGAAGAAUAGUAAUAAAGAGUUUAAUUUUGGUGAUGGUGUUAGUAAACAGUCUAUGAAAUAUGUAAAUAUUCCUGUGAAAAUUGCUGGAGUUUAUUGUAAUAUAGACACUGAAGUAGUUGAGGCAGACAUUCCUUUAUUGCUUAGUAAAGAAUCACUGAAACGAGCCAAUACUGUUCUUGACUUAGCUCAUGAUAAAGCAUCAAUGUUUAAACGCCCAGUACAACUACAAUUUACUUCAAGUGUACAUUAUUGUAUUGAUUUAACAGAUGAAAUCCAGGGUGUAUCUGAUGAAACUCCAGAAGAUAUUAUGAUUUUUGAAGAAAAUUUGUUGGAGAAAGAAAAAAUUUAA